CGCUAAUUAUAAACUCCCACGUUUCCCCUGAAGUCAAAACAGGAAGCUCCAUUUCACACCGGAAGUGUAUUGGUUGGGGUUAACCAUGAAUUAUUUUUUUUAAAUUUACAAUACAGACAAAAAGUCAGUGUUUUUCGUAGAAAAACGCUGGCCCCUCCACUGCCUGUCACCAUGCCUGCUCUGCUGGACAGACCAAAGCUGUCCAACGCUAUGGCCAGAGCCCUCCACAAACACAUCAUGAGAGAAAGGGAGCGUAAAAGACAAGAGGAGGAAGAGGUGGACAAGAUGAUGGAGCAGAAGAUGAAAGAGGAAGAAGAGAGAAAGAGAACAAAAGAGAUAGAGGAGAGGAUGUCCUUGGAGGAGACCAAAGAACAGGUGAUGAAGAUGGGGGAGAAACUGCAGGGACUUCAGGAGGAGAAGCAUCAGCUCUUCCUCCAGCUGAAGAAGGUCCUGCACGAGGAGGAGAAGAGACGCAGGAAGGAGCAGAGUGACAUCACAACACUGACGUCAGCCAGCUACCAGCCCAGUCUAACCAUGCACACAGGACAGCAUCUCCUUAACAUUGAAUGCAGUCCAGUCAGUCACAACAGGGCCGGGGGACUGCUGUCGGAGCGCAGUAAGCAGUUGUUUCCAACACCGGUCAACCCGAGUGACCGUUUCACUCUCCUCGCUCCACAGGGCCGUCACUACCAGAACCAGGCUGGGUUCAGUGCGGGCCCAGCUGAGCACGGACAGUUUGGGGGUAGUCAGUCGGUCCAUGAGAGCUACGGCGUGGCCCAGACACAACACCCCUCCACCUACGCCCCCGGCCCCUCUGUACCUGUCAGCUUUGCCAGCAGUUCCCAGAUCAGAGGUGUGUCUGCAUUCCAGGCAAUGCAGUACCUCCCUCAUCAGCAGCCAGGCUAUGCUGUUCAUAGUCACUUCACAUCCCAGCCUGGAUUCAUCCCUGGUGCUGGAAUACCCCUUCAGAAGCAGUUGGAACAUGCCAACCAACAGUCUGGCUUCACUGACGCGGGUGCUCUGAGACCCAUGCACCCCCAAGCCCUCCAUACAUCCGCUGCUAGCCUGCUCCCUACUCCCUCCAUGGCUGUCCAGAUCCCCACUCCCAAGGCCCCUUUCCAGAGCUCUCCCCAAGCGGCUCCCCGCAACGCUUUCCUCCCCCACACCCAGAGUGGACAGAGAUUCUAUCACCAAAGCAAGUAACCAUGUUUACCUGCCCAAACUACCUUUACCAGGAGAUCUUAUCGUUGAGAUUUCAUAGGCUUCUAGAAGACUGGAAUUAUGGGACAGUAAAACUUGGAUUUUGAUGGUUGACUUUGUAGUAAUAUUUCUUGUAUAGUUUAUUUUGUUAGUGCUGUAUUACUUUAGUUUUAGAGGCCUAGGGGUUCUAGGAAACCAUUUUCUCCACUGUGAAACUGUAUAGUGUUAUACUUUGUCAAUUGUAUUGUGUGUUUGGAUGUAUUACCGUAAACUAUUAUGUCCGUGAAAUAAAUAAAUAAAGCACACACCAUUUCUAACAA
Molecule: messenger RNA, 1520 nt
Organism: Oncorhynchus keta (chum salmon)
Lineage: Eukaryota; Metazoa; Chordata; Actinopteri; Salmoniformes; Salmonidae
Product: G protein pathway suppressor 2-like
Exons: 10
Coding region: 172-1203 (343 amino acids)
Biological process (GO): regulation of transcription by RNA polymerase II
Cellular component (GO): transcription regulator complex
Molecular function (GO): transcription coregulator activity
Source: RefSeq, a predicted model, not a curated record